Molecule: messenger RNA, 7258 nt
Organism: Spodoptera exigua (beet armyworm)
Lineage: Eukaryota; Metazoa; Arthropoda; Insecta; Lepidoptera; Noctuidae
Source: the annotation of a GenBank genome assembly
CACGGUUGCUCGCCGUGCGGCUUAGUCGUUCGCUAACCACGGCAGGGGUACGUCGCGCCGCGUGAUUUUUUCCCAUCGAUCGGCAUCACAUGUAAGUGAGAUGGACGUGCUUCCGAGCGGUAACUUAUUCCGCGAACUGCAAGAUGUCACCGACACGGGGUACUUCGAGUGGAAGCUGUCGCUGGAGGACUACUGGCAACAGACAUGUUACGAGAUGGAGAGGUAUUUGCGAGAGGAGCCGAACAAGCGUCGGGAACCUGGCCAGGAGGAGGAGUGGGCUCGGCCUCCCACACCGCCUUCACCGCCAGAGUCGCCGCCGUCUCCUCUGCCAAUCCUCGCCAAGGCUCCGAGCACUACCACCACACACUUCACUUUCUUCACCACUGUGAAGUGUGAGCCACCGAGCGACUCUGAAGAGCCAAUGCGGGAGCAAACUCCCAGCCCGGUGCCGGUGCAGCUGCUGGUGCCUCGCAAGGUGCAGGUGACCAGGCAUCACGGUCAUACGCAUACCACUGACCCACGCCGUCGCGUGCAUCGCUGCGAGUUCCCAUCUUGCGACAAGGUCUACACCAAGAGCUCGCACCUGAAGGCUCAUAAGCGCACUCAUACUGGCGAGAAGCCCUACAAGUGCUCCUGGGAGGGCUGCGAAUGGCGCUUCGCCCGGUCCGACGAGCUGACGCGGCACUACCGCAAGCACACCGGCGCCAAGCCGUUCCGCUGCCGCCACUGCGAGCGAUGCUUCUCUCGCUCCGACCACCUGGCGCUGCACGCCAAGCGUCACGCGUAGCCCGCGGCCCCCGUCGUCCGCGCGCCGCCACGGAAACGCAAAUAAACCGCGCGCGCACUUUUUAUUAUUUACACGUUAUUUUUAGUGGUUCCGUUUAUAGGUUGUCGUGAGUUGUGAACACGGAAUUGAUUGUGAUGCGCGCUGCUCCAUACAGCGUCAAGCCAAAGAAUGCCGCUACAUCGUAGCCGAGUCAACACUCAUUGCACCUAUCGCUUUAAGGUUAUUUUUUUAAGUUUAUCGAGUUUUUAUUCGGGAAAAAUCUCUUUGAUGUUUCGGCAAUUUAUCGUUACGGUUCUUUGUUGCUAAGAGUUCAAUUUAUAGCCGUUGUGUAUUAUGUAAUUUUGUGAGCUUUGUGUAUUUUGGCGUCGUCGCGUAGCGAUGGCGCGUGUGUGCCAUGAGUGGGGGGCGCGCGUCCCCCCACAUGCAUUUCAGUCGCGGUCAUAUUAUUUAUUGGGGAGUUCGGCUAAUGAUCCCACCGACGCCGAGCACGACCUUUAUUAUUUUAGGCUUAGUGCGUCGCGUUACCUGAUGUCAGUCGGCGCCGCGGACCAAUCGCCGGCCUGCGAGCCCGCGGCCUAGAGUCCGUCUCGCUCGCACGCCCGUCUCGCUCGACUGGUCCGCGACUCCGGCGCAGAUUCGUGUUUAUUUUGUAUAAUUCGUAUUAUAUUCAUUAGGUUAAGCUUUCUCUUUACUCUUUCAUUCCGAUAUGUUGCGGUUAACUGGCCUUUAUUUCGUUAGUAGUACGAAUUAUUAUUGUGCGCACUAAUUGAUUUCGGUGUGCCGGUACACACAUAGCGUCGAGUAACAUUUUAGUCUGUAGAGAAGAUAACAUCUAUAGUACAUAAUGUUUUUUUUUGUAUUUUUGUAAAUGAGACGCUACGUGUGUAGGGCCUCGUUGAUUCUGGAGGAGACGAGUGCCGUCGGCUGCGAGUUACGUGUGUUCAGUCUUGAUCUCAGUAAUAUCCAAGAACAGCACUGAUUAGCUCGCUGCCGAAGCGUUUCGUCGCCGGUCGGAACACAGUCGCUAUUAUUUAAGUCCAUUAUAAAUAUUUGAAGACUGGUCUCGGACGCCGCGUCCAUCACUAUACCAGCCUACGCCCUAGUAGCACAGCACACUCGCGACGUGAAACUGCAACGUCUUACAAAGUUCCGCCAUCCACCGAGAGUGCUACGCUACUACGGUAUCUACUAACCACCAUCAACUUUCGUAUCUUUAUAUUUGAACAAGUAUUUUUCAUUAUAUUUUAUAUUAAAUUAUUCUUAUCUUGUAUAAGUCAUGUAAUCAUCACAAUGAAGUAAAUUAAGUUACCAGAAGCACUUGUUUACUAGAUUCGACGACAUUGCUUGCAAACAGCGUCAACCUGCUGGGUCACUAACGCAAGUUGUGGCAGUUGGCUGCUAGCUAAAGUUUGUCUUGUUGCCGGUAUAACUAGUUUAGAGUUAAUGACGACUGUAAACUAUACUGGACUGUCAUUUAAUUAUUGCACAGCGCGUCGUUGAAUGUCAGUAACUAUGCAUUUUUACUUACAUACCUCCCGGGGCCAAUAAUUUAGUCUUCCCUUUCGAUAAGUUCUACAAAUAUACAAAACAGUAUAAUGUGCAUCACUACGAAGGAACACGCGCACGACACGACACUCAACGAACGAACGAACGAACUCGACGUCAACUGGAUUAUUUCUAAUAAAGUAUAAGACAAUACAAUUUUUUUAUAUAGUCAACCGUUAAAUAUAUAACACGACUGAAUUAAAAAAUACGAGAGAGAAUAAACAAAUAGAUCUGAUAUCUGAUACUUCCUAUUUUGGUUGGAUUACGAAUAGUAUAAUAAAUAAAUAAAAUGUAGUUGUGAAUGCAUCACGCUUAUAAUUGCGAACAAAGUUAGUUUAAGAUUUGUGACGAGUUUUAUUUAAUGUUGUAUCGUCGGUUCGUUGAGUGCGCGUGUACCCGUAACCCACACAUAUUCCCAUCUCAUACAAGUCUGCAUUUGCACUUAUACACAGUACGAUAUACAGGUUGUCCUGAAACAUUGAGACGACGAGUGAAAAUACAUACGAUAUUAUUGGUAAAGGUCUUAUUUGUUUCAAAGGAAUGAUCCAUGACGCCUAUUCCCAUAGUUCUAAAUUUGACUUCACCAACGCUAAAUGCGUUUAUCACUCUUGUCCGACCUUGACCUUCAAGCCUUAAAAAAGUGCAUAGUUUGGUACUUUCUCCCCCGUCUACUAUUUUAAGGACAUGCUGUAUAUCGUGGUCCCACGCACACGUACAGUCACGGUUAAAAUACUUUCGUCAUUAGUAUUCAACUCUAUUUUAAAGUAGUUUAGGUGCACAAUGCCUCCAGCAAAGAUAAAAUUCAAACCACUCUGAAGAGUGAUAAGGUUAUUAAAAGACGCAAGAAAUCAUUUUUGUGAAUAAUAUAAGGCUUGUUGGGCAGUGUAAUAUAAAAUAUUAAUCGUUAGUUUGGUGUCAUGUAAAGUAGGUAAAAAAAAAAUUACAUGAUGAACACAUUUGUACUGUGACUGUACUUAUUUAUACUUUUAUUGAAUCAUAAAUUAUUAUUUAGUAUAUUACUUAUACACGUGUUAUUUUUUUGGCAACAUUUCAAAGUUUAUACGGAAAAAUCUCAAUUAUUUUUAAAUUUAUAUUUUACGUUGACAGUAAAAAAAAACAUUUUAUUAUUUUCGCGUCGUUUGUCAACUGUCAAAAUGGUUAUUAUUAAAUGUGUCAUUACUGUUUUGUUUUGACAGUAGACAAUAACCGAAUUACGUGUUCAAUAGCGAUACUUAAUGAAUCAAAUAUUUUAUGUCAAUUUCAACGAAAUAAAUAAGUUGAUAAGUAUUUUCAAAAACAUAAAUCUUCUCAUAUUUCAGAUCAAAUCUUAUAUUAGGGAAUUGUGAAAUAUGUAAUUAUUAUUAAUAAUUACUCAAAAAUCAUGUCGUAUUAUGACGUCAUAUAAGUCAUUUGAACAAUUAGUUGCUUUAAAAAAAUUGCUAUUGAGUACACGUAAUUGAUAAUGACGGGCAUAUACAGGGGGAUUUAGAUGCAGGUAAGGGCCCUAGUCUCUGGACGGGGCUUAGGUAAACAGUAAGUAAAGUGCUUUGAAUCAUCCGCGUGAGCUUGGAUUGAACCUGUGUACGCCCUUAGCUAGCUUCACACCCAGCUAGAAGCAAGGUGUUACCAAACACGAGUUAAGGGUUAGGCUAUAUACGUAAAUUCAAGUGUUAGCUGUACGAAUUUAGCAUAUUAUAUUCAUACAUAAAUAACCACGUAAAAUAAAUAAUUAAUUCAUUCUGCAUUUUUUCUAGAUCGAUGUGUAUAAGUGUAACAAACGUGAAAUCAUAGAUGUAAGAAACAAAAAACUAAAAAAAAAUAUUAAUGUGAUUCAUAAAUUUAUUAUACUUUAUUAUGAUAAAUGAUAACAUUAUAAACAUGUAUGUUAUUGGUAUGAAUACCGCUUAAUGGAUGGUCUAUGUGUUAUAGUGUAAUAUGCACGACGGCUGGUAAAUGCAUAUGUAGUAUCGUAGAGGACAUUAUACUAAUUGUAUCAUACCUAUUAUUGUUAUACCCGCUGACCGCGACGCUAAUGUUUGCAUUCAUAAUUCACUACAAACAGAUUACUGUACCGGAGUCUAAUUUUUGAAUCGACAAUAAAUUAUUCCCCGUGUAUCGAUUUACAAUUGCCCGGUGCAAUUUUCCUAUAUUCUGUAGACAAACUGACCUCGGUCGUAAACGGCUUCGAACACGAGGUUCGAAAAAAUAGCUCUUUUCUAUCAGCGGGUACCAUAGAAUCGAUUUCAAGAUUCCAUAUAAAUGUCAAACUAUGUCAUAAUUGUAUUAGAAAACGUAAUAUAUAACGAAAUAUACAUUUGUCUAAUAACACAUAUACAUAUAUAUACUUACAUAAAUUAUAUAAAAUAGAGAAUUUUUCGUCAUUCAAGAUACGCGGCUGUGUUAGAAUCAACUCUUAAAUAAAUUUUCUAUUCCGCCGACUCGGGAAGCGUUUACAAAUAUAAUUAAAAAAUAGUUUUUAAGUCUCCCUAUCCCGAGUGAUGUUUUGAGGCCGAUUCUAUAAUUAAUUAGCAAUUUAAACUUUAGGCUCGUGCAAGAAAUUAACUUUGUGUCUGUAGCAAAAGUACGAAAUGUAAAGUCAAUCACUUUCUGAAAACAUAAACUAAAUAAUAAGACUGUCUACUGUCCAGUUCCUUGCGUGUAGAAAAUUACCACUUAUAAUUACCCACCCAUUGUUUUCGAGUCACCUAACAACGUGUCCACAUGAAGAAAACGAGCUUAGUAAACAAAGACGCACAAUUUUAUUAUUCUUAAGUAAACGAGGCACUUGUGAAGUUAAUCUCUUGCUCAUCUUACAUUUCACUAAUACACGCGGUGAAAGCCUUGCCAUUUGAUUAAGAACUUUGGAAUGAAGAGAACAAUGUAUAUUUUGGCACACGACCUUAUAACUUAUAACGUGAACAAUUACAGAUGAACACAUAUAAAGGUUUUACCUGUAUUGUGAGCUAGUAGUUGUGACCUAAUUUUAAUUGGUUUACAUUUGGUGAUCCUUGUAAACAGUUAAAACUAAGGUCACUGAAAUCAGGCCAGGCUACGAAAAUCAAUAUCGAGAAGGGUUGAUUUAACGGGGCGUUAAAAACCUUGAAAAUUUAUGAACUAAAAUUGAGAAUUAAGAGUCAUUUACAUAAAAUCAUUUGUUUAAGCAUACAAGAGUAAUAAUUGAAUUUAAUAAAUUUAAGGCUCUUUUUUGUGAGACCAUUUAUAUGGUUAAGUUCAUUCAUGUCAAUUUUUGCUAAUUGUAUGUAACAGACAAGGUAAUUGCAUUAUGAAAAUGACACUUAAAUCUUAAUUGCUUUGAGUCAUAUUCCCUAAAAGAUGAUUUAAAAAUAUAUUCAGCUGCAAGGUGUAUCCACGUGUAUUUUUUUAUAGUAUUUUGGCUAAACAAUGCCGUUAUUAGAUUUUUUAUAUAACUUUUUUUAAUUUAUCUUUUUGAUACUACUGCUUUGUUACAUUCCAUGAUUCCCGACUCGGCUGGUUAUUUUGAAUAUCAUAUAUUGUAAGAUUUUUGACCGCUUUUAACCGGCUGUUGAUUAAAAAUAUUUUUAAGGUACUUUUCAUGCUUAUCAAGAACUCUUACACAGAAACAAUAGUACACAAAACAUACAGGAUGCUUAUAAUCUAGAAACAUGUCUUUAUAAGCUUUUACACAACAAUAAUGAAUGAAAUAAUAAUUGUUAGAUAAUAACUUUUUACUACUUUUAAUAAAUUAUAUUCUAUAAUAAUAAGUAAACAUUUACACUAUAUUAUAUACUUAUGCUCCAUGAAGGUUGUCUGUAUUUCAAUAUAAAACUGAAUAGUUAGGUUAUUUCAAGGUUGUAACUAGGGAAUGAAAUUCAUAAUAAGGCUAAAUACCUGUAAACAACGAUUUAGAUCACAUUUUUUGUAAAAAACACUUGUUCAAAGGCUUACAAAGACAUGAAAAAAAUAUUAACUCACCCUCUGUAAGCUGCCUUGACCUAGAACAAAAAAAAACCUCUAUUAAUCCACAGUCGGUUAAAAGCACUAUUAAGAAGAAGACUUUCGUCUCAAAUCAUUGGUGACGUCACAGAUAAUACGUCAUUAAAUUGCCAAAUUGCGUCACUGAUCUGAUCUUCUGACAACAGUCUAAAAAGCUGCGCCUUUUUUGUAUCAGACUAUCCAGAGUGAACAUUUGUGAUAUGUGGCAUAUUCUCAGCCAGAAAUAAGCUUGUGUGGGCUCAAAUUACAUAAAAAACUAGUAAAUUUUAUAUAGGGAAUUAACAUCACAUACUGUUACUUUUUUAGCUUAAAAAAAAAAUGAUUUUAGAACUAUAAAUGUUCCUAGGCUGUAUUUUGAUUGUAAACAUCUAUGCUGAGGGAUGAGCUUGGACCCAAGUUUCUAAUUUUCAUAAAGUUCAAACUUGGAGUCACUAAGUUCUUUACACUCAUAUUUUGAAUGUAAGAUACUGUGAGAAUCUUCUGUAUUUCUAUUAAAUAAAAUUGUUCGUUGAUAAUAUUUCACUAAAAGUAUUUGUUUCAAGCGCUUUGGUGAGUUUGUAUUUAAUGUAUUCUCAUAUGUCGUUGUAAUUAAGUAUAAAUGAAAAAGUUUUAAUUAAUUGUUAUGUGUAGAUGGAAACAGAUGCUUGUAUAUCUAUGCUGGAUAGUCAUCAAUGUUUUUUUAUGAUUUUAUAUGAGUAUACUUAAAAAGGGCGAAGCUUUUGUGAAACAUAAUAUGUUAUCUUCUAGUUUAUAUUUGUGCCGGCGUUUAUAUUUCCAAUGAGCCGUGUCACGGAUAUAAACAAUUAAUUAUAGUUACUAAUCAUAAAUAUUUACAACUACAAGUAAUAUUAAUAAUGGUUAUUGUAAAUAACUCGUUAUUAUUAUUAUUUAAGUGUCUUUGUUUCCUUUCUGAUGUAUGUAUAGUAGGCGCCCCUAAUGGGGACAAAUGAC